CGAGAGACGAACGCGAGCUGAAGAGUGAAGCAACUCUGUAUGCCAUCCUCCCUUUUGGUGCCUUGAAUAAGGACAAGAUGGCGUGGAGAUCUAGCACACGUUACAGAGUUACUGUUGAUUAUGGCAAUCUAUCAUGUGCAGCUACUAGAAGUACACCAGUUACUUAUAAACUUUCCGUUUACCGAUUACUAUCUCCUGUUCCAGAAGAACGGCUAAGAAUUACCUGUGCUGAAGGAAAGCAGUUUUUCUUUUCAUAGACGUAGAAGUAAAUGAUCAUACAACCUCGUCCACCUUCGCUAUGUAAAUGGUUCAUUGACUUCGAAUUCUCAACGUUGGUUCAUCUCGAAUGUCUCUCGAUAAUGAUGAAAAUUUGGACAAACAUCUCAUCCAAAUCGCAAAAGAGAGUCCCGUCGUUCAAUUACUAGCACUUCAGGAAGCAGAUGGAGGUGGAGGGUGAGAUGCUGAAGAUGGUGAAGAAAAGGAGCAGUGCAUGUCUUUAAGGCGUUAGAAAUUUACAUCCACUGUACGGGACAGUUGCGCGCCUUAAACAUAGGAUGUAUGAUUUAGGACAUAGAACAGAAGUAUGUGUAUGUCUAAUUUCAGGACUCGAACUAGAAAGUUUCGCCUCUGUCUCAAGCGGCUCUACAAGAUAAGCAUCUUGAAUGAUUAUGUUGCGACGAGCAUGUCGACCGUCUUACCUCUUCUAAUGCCCCAACACACCAGUACUACAGUAUCUCCUAAAAUGCAUCUUGGUUUUUCGCACCUAAACUCUGCAGAAUCCAGUGAGGGGGAUUCAACACCUGGUGAUAAUGAGCGACUGCUUCCUAAGGAAAACGAUAAAAAUUGGACUACUAGUAGUGCAAAUGUUUACAAUAAGGGCAGUAGCAGUACUUCUGAUAUUGCUUCUUCAACAUCAUGGAACAACAUAAGCUCUCCUGGUCCGCUUAUAACACCUUCCUCGUCAAAAACUACUUCUAUGAAACCGCGACUUGACGAAGCCCGAAAGACAGCAGAACAGGACAUCGAACUUGGUUUGCGGAUCGAGAAACUGGCGUCUGACUUGUUGAAACAAGAGAAUCUAGACGGGAUCAAAUUCGAUCCUGAAUUUGAAAAUUGGCGCAGCAAGGUGUGGGAAGAGGCGCUUCGUCGGCAAGAAAUAGACCCCUUUCAAGAAGAAGGCGAUCAGCGAUCGUGGUUAUGGAAGGUCUUGUUGCUUCAGAGGCUUUCGCCCUUUACUUUACAUAACUUAGCAUUUCCACUGCUAGUACGAGAACUAGAGCGACAAGCACAACCUGAAAGUGAAAGUAAGUAAUUUCAUCCCGCCUCGUCUAACACCAGUCGUUUUGCGCCACAUCGAUGCAGAAGGAAAUGAGGUCGUGCAAGAAGUGGGUGACAUUUUUCAGAACGGUAAGAUCACGACCAAUCCGGUUCUUAGCGACUUCGCCCACAAUCCGAUCGUGAAAAGAUCUAGAAAAUUAUGAAGGGGUGCGCUGAUAAAAAUACACUGAAGAUCAUUUUUUCUGGAUAAUACUUAGUCGAAGAAGUCAUGGUAUGAAGAAAGCUACAGUAAAUCCGCAGUUUCUUCACCAUUUCUAAAAACUGGUAUAUUCACCUCUCUUGUACCGAGCAGUUUGCGAGACUGGUUUUCUUCGCGGUUCCUUUCGGCAAGUCCUGGAACACAGUUUAGGACAACCAGCAGUGAUAUCGGGGAAAUUCGGCGACCGUUCCCAGUUAUUCGUGCACUCGUUGGCGUGUCUCUGGUGCUGGUCGUGAUUCUGAUUGUGGUGUUUCAUCUAGGCGCUCGUGGUAUUUUGUUUAGCGGUCCUGGCGCUUCUUCUUCGAGAAACGAUUCAACUGCAAGUGGAGUAGCCGGUAGAAGUGCAGCGCCAGUCAUCGCACCCGAACUGCCAAGUACUGAGACAUCAGCUGAGCCUGUACCCAUUGCAACGGAGAGAACUGGUGGCCUUACUGUUGUGCAGGAGAAACAGCAAAAAGCUGGACGCGAUGCGAUGGCUGGUACGAGUGACGCCCCAUCCUCGGGCAACACCCUGGUUCAUCAGGUUAGCAGUGGUCAAGGAGGAGCUGAAAUUACAAGAGUGGCUCUUAGUCCUGCAACUGCAAGUAGUCCCUGAUUGUAGUUUGUUGUGAAUACUCGAGAAACUUAGAAUGUUGGAAGGAUAUGUCAUGCUGGAUAAGAAUUGGACGAAGUUUGAGAAUGGAUUUUGUGA
Molecule: messenger RNA, 2228 nt
Organism: Amoebophrya sp. A25
Lineage: Eukaryota; Dinophyceae; Syndiniales; Amoebophryaceae
Source: the annotation of a GenBank genome assembly